AAAAGAGGAGCCACCCAACAGGAGAAGGGGACGCGGGUCUCUCGUCUCUUUUUCCUUUUCUUUUUCUUUUCUUCUUCUUCUUCUUUCUUUUCUUUCUUCUUCGGCCCUCACUUUACUAAACCCACGGGGGCCGGACUUUCACCGGAAAAUCGCGCCAAUCGCGACGUCAUUUCAUCCCACUACCACCAUAGCCACCAAGCGCAGUUGACCGGUGACCCACCCACGGCGAGAUCACUCCGAAAGACCACCUAACGCGCCGGGAAAGAGCUGAACUCCGUGUUUUGGUCCCCUUGUCGGAAAGCAAUGGGUUCUAGGCCUAGGGGCCGACCCUUUCCACCGUUAAGGGACCUGCUGAUCUUGAGUGCAAGCUUAGAUUGGCUCAAAGCUUGCUAGGCUGCGAAGAACGAAGGGAUCCACAUUCAUAGCAACUUUCAGGCGGAGAUUUAGGUCGCUAGCAGCCACCGUUGAGCAAACGUUAGAUCACCCUGCCUUUGUGGUUCUUCGCAUAUAUAAACAAACGAUCUCCAAUAUUGUCUUAUAAAGCAUUCCAACUUCAAAGCUUUCGUCAAAGUUUUGAGAGUGUCAAAGCCUCAAAAAGCUGAAAUGGCUUCCAACGUGUUUGGCAUCCCCAUCACGAACCAAACAUUAGAGGCGAUGCCGAAAUAUCAAGGGAAGGAGAUAACGGCAACAGACAGAGCUUAUGAAGCUCUGCUAAUGAAAAAUGCAGACGACAAAGAUGUGAACGCCCGGAAAUUCGUUGAGAGCUUGAAGCCAAAAUAUAGUGUUGUAGUAGUCACCACGGCUUGCUUGAUUUACAACGCAACAGGAAACAGAUUAACAUAUGUUGGGUCCCAUGAUUGGCAAGGGCAUAUUGGGGAUUCUCCAUACCCAUUGGUGCUCGAAAAUGGUCAAUGGGGUGCAUUUCUUCAUGUCCAGAGUAUUCCAUCGUUUACUGGAUCCAUUGGAGCCACCAUAUAUCGUGGCCAGGAUGAGAAUGGAGAUGCUUCUGACUGGAUGUUGGCUUGGUACAAUCCAUGGGAUAGAGCGCUCGACCACAACCGUGUAUGUACUGAGAUUCGUGUAGCUGAUCACUGCAAGGGAAUUGAUUGGAGCAGUAUUUAUGAUAAUAAGUUAAGCAAGUUUGACCAAUAUAGCAACGAAACGUGGAACGGAUGCUAUUCAAGUGUGAUUACCGGCUACUCUGAUGUUAUAGAUGUGAACACGGCCAAUAGGAUUUGUCCUAUAUUUGAGGGAAUAAUGACUCUUAAAAAUGCUUGGAUACAAUGAAACAUUAAAUAAUGAAAAUAAUGCUACUUAAAUGGGAUCGCAGUUUAUGUGUGGUAGCACUUGUAUUUUAAAAAGUAUGAAUUCUGGAAAAUGAGUGAAUAAUGUGUUUCCUCUUCUUUCUUUUAUUAAAAAAAAAUAAAAAUUAUAUAUGUAUUUUAAGGAAUAAGAUUUUAUAGAAACCAUGACUGAAAUAGAAUCUUUUAUUUUUUGU
This is a messenger RNA of Ziziphus jujuba (common jujube), 1498 nucleotides long. Its product is annotated as 23 kDa jasmonate-induced protein-like. Bases 604 to 1287 code for a protein of 227 amino acids. The record is from RefSeq and is a predicted model, not a curated record. Lineage: Eukaryota; Viridiplantae; Streptophyta; Magnoliopsida; Rosales; Rhamnaceae. The transcript is spliced from 3 exons.